AUGUUUGACUCGACCAAGGGUGCAUUGCUAGUGGCGCCCUCUCUCGCUAACAGCUCGUGCAGCUUGAACGGUAAAGGCUGGCCAUCGACGUUCCCCGCGACUGGAGAUAUCAUCAAAGCCUUCUUCAUAUUUGCCUUGUCUAUGGCAAUCGUCUUUUGUAACUUAGUCCUCAUCUGUGUUCUAAAUAAUAGAAGAUAUGUUAAGUAUAUAGAGAAUCAGCCACGAUAUCUGUUAACCUCACUCGCACUGAACGACUUAUUUACUGGGAUUUUAAUAGCACCUGUCGCACUUCUGCCUGCCUUAUACAAGUGUUGGCCUUACGGAGAGAUAUUCUGUCAAAUUCAGGCUCUUCUACGGGGAGCUGUGAGUCAACAGAGUGCUGUUAUUCUAGUCUGUAUGGCGAUAGACAGAUAUUUGUAUUUGUUACACCCGAGCACUUACCAUAAACACUCAAGCAAAAAGGGCUGCGUCCUAGUUAUAAGUACAACGUGGAUUCUAUCCGUUUCCUUGUUCGCGAUAAUGGUGCUACCGAAGUCGGGAUAUUACUUUAAUGCCACUGGUCUAAUGGCGUGUGACGUCUUCCAUAGUCGAGUAGCAUUCAGAAUUCUCUCCUGCUGUGCCUAUUAUUUCCCAACCACAAUGGCUCUUAUGUACUGCUACGGAUCCGGGUUCCACGUAAGCAAAACGAGGGGGAAGUGUGAAGAUCCGCGGCCAAAUGGAUUAACUCAGACAUGCACUAAGACACACAUCGACAUUGAGACAGUGCAUAUACAAGCGCCUAUACGACCGCACAGUGUUAGUACAUCACGUACUAUGGCCGCGAUGUCCUUAGGAUUUAUUGUUAUGGUGACACCGGCGACGAUACAGGAAGUGGUCGCCGCUUGCACUGGUUGUAAGGUUCCUCCAUCGUUGGAUUUUAUCGUGACGUGGAUAGCCCUAAGUGAUAGUUUUUGGAACCCAUUUCUCUAUUGGCUCCUAAAUAGUCAUUUUAGACGAAUAAGUAACGACCUCCUGCAAUAUUACAUUUGCUGUCGGAAAACGAAGUCGUUUCCAGGUUACGACAAGCCUACGGGAUGCUGCGGUUCUCCCGUCACAUCUGACGGUUUACAUUCUAAAGGCGAGUUCGAAGGCCUUCGAGAGAAGUAUUGGGGGGAAAUUCUAGAACGCACAGUAUCUUCUAGUUCCCUACAUGCACUUCAAAAAGCCUGCCAUAGAGAUCCUAUACGCUGUACGGGCUCAUUUAAAGGCUACCAUGGAUCAUGUAAGCAUGGAUCCAGAUUUUUUGACGGAUAUGGCCCAACAGAAUACCGGCAUUUGGACAGAUCAGCAUUUCAGGUAGAGUCAUGCUCGAGACAUUGUAGAUUAAAAAGUUCAGACAUGUGCCUAUUUAGACCUGGUGCCUUUGAAUGUGGUCGCUCGAGGUCGAAUUUGAGCCUUGACGAAGGUAACUUCAGCAAAGCAUGUAAUAACAGACAUUCAGAAUUGUGA
Molecule: messenger RNA, 1488 nt
Organism: Pieris macdunnoughi
Lineage: Eukaryota; Metazoa; Arthropoda; Insecta; Lepidoptera; Pieridae
Source: the annotation of a GenBank genome assembly